AUGGACACUAAGGAUUCACAGGAAUUCCUUUUGUGGGCCGCGGGUUUCUUGAAGCCUUGGUUUGUCUCGGAUCUUGCGUGGAGUAAUGAUCUCAUUGGCAAACUUGGUUCCAAUGCGCUACCCCUUGCCUUAGCCCAUGUGGGUGCCACGGUGCGCAAUGGCUUUUCCACCCCAGAAGACUAUCUGGCGCUCUUGGAAGAGCAACAGACAAGGGAAACACAAGCAGAUCCUUCGCAAGAUUUACAAAGGUUGGCCUUUGAAGUGGCUAUCGCAAAAAUUCGAAAACAAAAAGAUCAGCCAUCCAAGGAUGCACACAAACUCCUCAACGCUUUCGCCUUUUUCCCCAAUAGACACAUGUCUUUGGAGACAGCAACAAAAGCAAUCAUCACAUCCAGGACUAUUGGCGGGGAGCAGCGACGGAGAUACCACAAGAGAUAUCCCACAUCAAAACUCAUCAGACGGAAUGGGAAAGCCUACAACACUUCUCAAUCUACAUCUCGUCGGCAAAGCUCGGAUUCUGUUGCCCUUUCACGAGUUCACUGGGCGAUCAUGGAGCUCCUCGAUAUUUCCGCGGUUAUAUAUCGCCCACCAAGUGGUACAUACUCGAUGGAAGCUGUCUUGAAAAGCUGGAUCGCAGACAGCCUAGGUCAAUCUGAGCGCGAAGUUUGGAAAAACUUAGCUGACAUGAUAGCCCCGCAAAAGGCGUCCAAAGAAUCCCUUUGA
This is a messenger RNA of Penicillium roqueforti, 723 nucleotides long. RefSeq lists its product as uncharacterized. The transcript has a single exon. Bases 1 to 723 code for a protein of 240 amino acids. The record is from RefSeq and is a predicted model, not a curated record. NCBI's taxonomy places the organism in Eukaryota, Fungi, Ascomycota, Eurotiomycetes, Eurotiales, Aspergillaceae.